Molecule: messenger RNA, 1323 nt
Organism: Schistosoma curassoni
Lineage: Eukaryota; Metazoa; Platyhelminthes; Trematoda; Strigeidida; Schistosomatidae
Source: the annotation of a GenBank genome assembly
AUGAUGGGGAGUUCUUUUAGACCAGCGGACUAUUUGUCGCAUAAUAUUCACCAUGUUUCUUCUCAACACGAUAAUAUGCAGAACACGCUUGGUAAACAUAGACGGAUGCGUUCAGAGGGGUCUGCCUGUAUCACCUCAUCUUCCUGUGAUCCUCUGAUCUCAAGUCAAACAGAUGCAGAUUGGAUGCCACAGUCUGCUGUCAGGAGGCGAAAGUUGCCGAAGUUUUGCCUGCCCAGCGAUUCUUCAAACCAUGUGGCCACCAACGCAUAUACACCACAACCGUCUUGGGAUCUAAAUUCGUCUGUCACAGACUUGCAGUCACUAACUGUUCCCAAAACAAAUCACUCUCCCUUGUGCGCACAUCGUCGAUCUGCUAGUUAUGGUGGAGAUUACUUUACGUUCGCAGCUCAUGAGAUUGGAGAGGCUGCUAGUAGGGCUGUAGAACAAGCAGAAGAGUUGGUUAUUCACCUUUGGAAAAAAGGGUGGAGAGUAGUUCAUCACCAUAGCUUACCACACUGGUUAAAAGACAAUGAUUUUAUCCUCCGGGGUCACCGUCCUCAACUCCCAUCAUUUCGCGAAUGCUUCCGUUCUAUCUUCCGACUUCAUACGGAAACAGGAAAUAUUUGGACACAUCUCAUUGGUUUCGUUUGUUUUCUGAUCUUGAGUAUCUCAUUUCUAGUUCAUCCGGGUUUAAAUAUACAUUGGCAAGAGAAAAUGGUUGUUCAGGUAUUUUUUACAAGCGCCAUCCUUGCACUUGGUUUUUCGUGGUUGUUUCACACAGUUUAUUGCCAUUCAGAACGUGUUGGUAAAUUAUUCAACAAAUUGGACUAUGUUGGAAUAUCAUUACUUGUUAUCGGGUCAUUUAUCCCAUGGAUCCAUUAUUCUUUCUAUUGUUAUAAUUCAUUCAAACUUGUUUAUAUUUUGGCUGUGCUGAUACUUGGUGGAUUUUGCGCUUUUGUAUGCACGCAAGAUUAUUUUCUUAGCCCAACGUAUCGUGCAGCUAGAGCACUUUUGUUUAUUGCUCUUGGUCUGUCGGGAGUGGUUCCUUGUGUACAUUAUAUUCUAAUUGAAGAUCUUCAGGAGGGUGUUCAUUAUUCUGCACUUGGAUGGCUUAUUCUAAUGGCUGUACUAUAUAUAUCGGGAGCUACCAUUUAUGCACUACGUAUACCUGAGCGUCUUUAUCCUGGUAAAUUUGAUAUUUGGUUCCAAAGUCAUCAAAUAUUUCAUGUAUUUGUUGUAUUGGCUGCCUUAGUACACUUGAAUGGUAUUAUGGAAAUUGCUCAGCAUCGAUUAAGCAAAGGCGGUUGCGAUAAUCAACUGUAA